AUGGAAGACGUUCAAGGCCGUCGUCAAACAUCGGAAGACACUGGCCUUUCGGACGAUCCUAGAACCCAGAUUGUGGAGGAGUACGCGCAAGUAUGGGAGGAAUUUUACAGAUGGGAGCCCGACAUGUGUCGGCAAGUUCUUUUGUCUUUCAGUCGGGAACCUCAGCAGGUUGUGGAUGAGCCAGAAAGCGUUGGGCUUGGGCAAGUCGGUGAUCAGGAAUCUGAGGCUGAGAGCGACCUAUCCUUCACUUGCUGGAAGCCUGACGGGAGUACGUCCUUCAUAAACUUCGAAGAAAUAAUGGCCAAACCGUUUGCGGCUCAUCCACCCUACGAGGCGUGUACGCCCGUUUCUCGCAACAUCUACUACAGAGAUGGAGACGUGGAUGACACGGCGCAGUGCCAGUUCAUCCCAUAUGCAGAUGACCCCGCGUUCAACGCGGUUACCUACCUGACUUUCUUUCCUGACCUUGCCUGGCAGACAGCAGACGGUCUGCAGGAGCCUGACAUUGAUGCCAUCCAGCUGGAGACACUGCGGCGUUUGCACCUUGGCCCCUUGGGCAUGCCAUUGGAGGAGAUCGACAGCCACGACAUACUGCCUCGUGCCGUGCCCGACUUGACCAUCGGGCUGUAUGCCGGUAUGCUAUGGGCGGCGACGCACAGAGACCCCCUACCAUGGCCCGGCGCCUCACUAUCCACGCUGGGUUCGCUAGCGACCGGGGCGUGGAAGAGGGAAUGCGCCGAAGACGAUACGUUGGCGAGGGCCGAUUCCGUUCUGACGCAUUUCUGCCCCAAUCUCAAUUGCAUUGAGCCGCACUGCCAUACGCACACGUUUCCUUACCCGCCUUUGAUACCUAAGAAAGCGACCGUAAACAGCACCGGCAUGCGCCUAAGCGCUUCUCAAACGUGCGGCGGUGACUGCUUUACACAUAUCACGGAUUAUGAGAUCUUCAAAGAAUCAGUAAUAUGGGAGGACGACGAUAUCAGAACCCUCCGCGAUAUCCUCGCCAUCACACCCGAUUCGAAGCCCUGCGAUCUGGCGGUCCUAUGUCGCAAGCCAUGUAACGAAGUCUUUGCACAGCGAUGUGCUAUCCUGCCAGAUGAGACUAUCUACGACUUUCCCGGAAGAGACUUCCAACUGGAACAACAGGAGGAAACAGACCCGAUCGUCUUCGACGAUGACAUGGGCGAGGAAGAGGACAAGAUGUAA
Molecule: messenger RNA, 1206 nt
Organism: Gloeophyllum trabeum ATCC 11539
Lineage: Eukaryota; Fungi; Basidiomycota; Agaricomycetes; Gloeophyllales; Gloeophyllaceae
Exons: 7
Coding region: 1-1206 (401 amino acids)
Source: RefSeq, a predicted model, not a curated record